Haemorhous mexicanus (house finch) is the source of this 2269-nucleotide messenger RNA. RefSeq names its product C->U-editing enzyme APOBEC-1-like. Gene Ontology annotation, molecular function: cytidine deaminase activity; zinc ion binding; RNA binding. Gene Ontology annotation, cellular component: nucleus; cytoplasm. The coding region runs from base 148 to 699 and encodes 183 amino acids. Gene Ontology annotation, biological process: cytidine to uridine editing. Lineage: Eukaryota; Metazoa; Chordata; Aves; Passeriformes; Fringillidae. The transcript is spliced from 4 exons. The record is from RefSeq and is a predicted model, not a curated record.
GGUCCGGCAAAGUUCUCCCGUCUCCUCUUUCAUCACCUGUGCCAGCGGAGCCCAGGGCUGUGCCUUGUGCUCGGGGCGCGUCGAGCCCCGUCUGCAGCGACAGCAGGGAGGACAGCACCACCAGCGUCGGCCGGGAAAGGAGAAGCCAUGUACAGGAGAAAGACGAGAGGCAUGUAUAUAUCUAAGAGGGCGUUGAGAAAACACUUUGACCCCCGCGAGUAUCCCAAGGAGACGUACCUGCUGUGCGAGCUGAGGUGGCGCGGGGGUGUCAGGUCUUGGCAGCACUGGGUCAGGAAUGACGACGACAAUUACCAUGCAGAGCAGUACUUCCUAGAGGAAAUCUUUGAGCCAAGAAGCUACAAUAUCUGUGACAUGACCUGGUACCUGUCCUAUAGCCCCUGCUGGAAGUGCUGCCAGGUGAUUGAGGGUUUCCUGGAGGAGCAGCGCAAUGUGAACAUCGACAUACGCGUGGCACGGCUCUACUACGUCAACAAUCCAAGAAACUGCAUGGCCCUCAGGGAACUCAAAAGCUUCCAGGGAGUGAAGAUUACAGCCAUGGAAGAUGAAGACUAUGAUUACUGUUGGGACACCUUUAUACAGCCAGAUGUCAACUAUGAUUUCUCGCCCAAGAAGUUUAAAUCAGAGAUUCAGAGGAAUCGUGUCAAGCUCGAAGAUAUUUUUCAGGGUCUUCAUUUGUAGAAGCAAAGAAUAACUCAAGUUGGAAGGGACCCAAAAGAUCAUCAAGUCCUUCUCCUCGCAUGACUACCUAAAACUAAACAACAUAACUAAAAUCAUCAUCCAUGUUAUAAACAGUUAUGUAGUAGUUGGUUUUCAUUAUAAUUUGUUUGGUUUAAUUACAAAAUUCUAAUUGUUUUUAGAUAAUUAGUGUAAGUCUCAGAUUGCUUUUAAGUGUGGUAAAAUUUGUAAUUGCUGGUGGGCAAUGUAAAAGGGAAAAUAAUGCUUUUAAAAGAUGUAAGUGGGCUUGCAAAAGGUGUAUUUUAGGAUAUGAUUAUUGUUGCAAAAUGUAUAUCGAAGAUAGCAUAAGUGAAGAGCAGAAGACCACAAAGGAACAGCACCAAGCUUAAAAUGGCAUCAGAAGAACACCCUAGACUGCCAGUGUCUGCAGCAAUUGAAUUGUGCAAACGCUGCAAAAAUCUGAAGCAAGAUUGUAGUCAACCAGCCCAAAAUAAAUCUGCAAAAUCUUUUGAGGAAGUAAUCCAACUGUAACAGUAGAAAAGACUGCAGACAGAAGAGGUGGGCGUGCCUGGCUGUGGCCAUGCACCCAGUGUACACUCUUAAGUUUUGCUUUGUGAUUAUCCCCUAUUAUCAUUUACUAAAACUCUUAAAGACUUAAGAGGAGUGGGCUUAGUUUCUGACAUCAGUGAAGAAUCUUUUCCUAAUGUCCAGGCUGAACAUCCACUAAUGCAGCUUCAUUCCAUUGACACCAGGCCUCUCACUGAUCAGUGGUCUCAGGAUGACAUAAAUUUCAGGAUUACCCAGUCCCAAGUGGAGAAUGCAGCACUUGCUCUUGUCAUAUUUCAUACCAUUGGUGACUGCUCAGCUCCUCAGUAUCCAGAUCUCUCUGCAGGGCCUCUUUACCCUCAAGGGAAUCCACAGAUCCUCCUGGUUUAGCAUCAUUGGCAAGAUUACUUAAUUUUUAGUAUCAUUGGCAAGAUUAGUUAAUUACUUGAUUUAGUAUCAUUGGCAAGACUACUUAAUUUUGGUCCCUACAUUUGAUUUCCCCAUUCAGAUGAUUUAUAAGAAUGUUGAAGAUCACUGGCUGUAAAAAUGAGCCCCAGGGAGCCCCAGUGGUGGCAGGUCACCACUGGCUGUAAGUUUUUGAGCCAUCAGCCAUCUGCUCACCCAGAGCCCCGUGGACUUACCUCUCUGUAUGCUGGACAUUUCAUCCUGGAGGUGAAGUGCUGAGGCCUGAACAAGGGGCCUUGAGCCUCACUGACCAAGUGCUAGUAGCAAUGUGAUAUCAUUUUUUUGGUAAAACAUGUAUCCACCUUUCUGUAUUUAGAAUCUGGACGAGGCCAGGUCUGUUUUGCACUACCUCUAUUUUUUCUGUCUUCUUCCUUUCUCCCUCUGCUUAAAAGUUUAACUCCCUGCUGCCACAGGCUGCCCAGAGAUUGUUGUUGCCACAUGUUUUUCAGAAAGGUUAAAUCUGCAGGCUGUUCAGAAAAGUUUAAAUUGUUGCUGCUACAGACUGUUGAAACAAUCAUACAGUUUUAAUUGCUGCAGCCUAUAAAUAAAACUUUCUAAUUGA